Messenger RNA from Lactuca virosa, 504 nucleotides. NCBI's taxonomy places the organism in Eukaryota, Viridiplantae, Streptophyta, Magnoliopsida, Asterales, Asteraceae. The record is from the annotation of a GenBank genome assembly.
AUGGGUUUUCCGGUGGGUUACACAGAUCUCUUCCUCCCAAAACUCAUCCUCCAUAUCUUAAUCCUUCUAGUUUUCAUCCGUAGCCUCACUUCCUCCAUUCUCUUCUUUAUCGGCCUGGAAGAUCUACUUCAACCAAUAUCUGAAUCCAACACGCCUCAACCUCAACCUGAGCCGUCAACUCAAUUUCACUCGUUAUCCGCCGUCCUCCUCCGUGAACUCCUCCCCGUCGUCAAGUUCUCAGAGCUCGUAGACCCGCCGGAGAGCUGUGUAGUCUGUUUGUAUGAGUUUGAUGCCUACGACGAGAUCCGUGUGUUAAAUAACUGCAGACACGUAUUCCACCGGUGCUGUCUCGGCCGGUGGAUGGACCAUGAUCGGAAAACUUGCCCGCUUUGCCGGACGCCGUUUAUAUCUGAUGAUUUCCAGGAUUCGUUCAAUGAACGUUUAUGGGCUGCUUCUGGUAUCGCCGAUUACUAUGGCGAUUCAUCAAUGGCUGCUACUUUGUAG